ACGAACAAUUUCAGGUUGGUUCUAACUUCCCUUGACUACUAGUGUUGCUGUUGCUUUUGCUGUCGCUGCUGCCAAGCCUAGCGUGUUGGUUGUGUUCAUUUUCAUUGUUUUUCUCUAUGUCGAAAGACGUAGUCAAACUGUUGAACGAAUUCAAGGAUGAACUUAAACAGGAGCUCAGGAUGUUCAGGGAGUCACUCGAGAGGGAUAUCAGGACAGAGUUACGUGAUAUACGUGCCGAUUUGAAAGAGUUAACGGAAAUAAAAAAAGGAAUGAGCUUUAUUAACGAGGAGCACGAAUCAAUGAAGCAGUCACUCGCUUUAAUCAAAAAAGAAAACUCUGGCUUGAAGAAAGAAAACGCUGAACUGAACGGUAAAUGUGGCGAACUGGCCAGAGCGCUAAAGGAAACCGAAAACAGAUUAGUCAGCUGCGAGCAAUACUCACGCAACAACAACCUCGAGGUGAAGGGAAUCCCGAAGGACCAAGCAGAAAAUGUCGACCAACUGAUAAGUAAACUCUGUGAAGUAAUCGGCGAGCCGAUAACCAAGGCAGAUGUUGAAGCAUGCCAUCGGGUGCCGACAAGAGAUAGGGAAAAGAGCAAUAUCAUUGUUCGCUUCCAGAACCGUAACAAGCGAGACUGUGUCUUGGGAAAGGCAAAGAAAAAACGAAUCUCGUGUUGUGACCUUGGCCUCUCAACGGAGGCUCCAGUUUAUGUAAACGAGCAUUUGUGCCCGUAUUUGAAGAAACUGCUUGGGAUGACGAUAUCUAAGAAACGUGAGCAUCGUUGGCUAUAUGUGUGGGUCCGAAACGGAAAGAUAUUUGCAAAAAAAGCGGGCGACACCCCUAUUAUCACGAUUUCGAAAGAGGAUGACCUGAAUCAGAUUUGUUGAAUAAUGUUGGUUCUUUUCUGCGAGUGUACUGCAUCAUUAUGGCAGAGAACCUUGAUGUGUUGAC
Ixodes scapularis (black-legged tick) is the source of this 951-nucleotide messenger RNA. RefSeq lists its product as uncharacterized. The record is from RefSeq and is a predicted model, not a curated record. The coding region runs from base 117 to 887 and encodes 256 amino acids. Lineage: Eukaryota; Metazoa; Arthropoda; Arachnida; Ixodida; Ixodidae. The transcript has a single exon.